Molecule: messenger RNA, 5475 nt
Organism: Rhinichthys klamathensis goyatoka
Lineage: Eukaryota; Metazoa; Chordata; Actinopteri; Cypriniformes; Leuciscidae
Gene: lnpep
Product: leucyl/cystinyl aminopeptidase
Exons: 18
Coding region: 35-3112 (1025 amino acids)
Biological process (GO): proteolysis; peptide catabolic process
Cellular component (GO): cytoplasm
Molecular function (GO): metalloaminopeptidase activity; peptide binding; zinc ion binding
Source: RefSeq, a predicted model, not a curated record
UGUUCUUGUUGAGCAUGGCAGUCUGUCUUAGCGCAUGGAAUCUGCAAACCAUUUAAAUCAUCAGGAAUAUGGAGCUAUUGAAAGAGCUCCCCUGCCAAGGAACAUGAUUGAGAACAGCAUGUUUGAGGAAGAGCCAGAUGUGGUGGAUUUGGCGAAGGAGUCCACUUCCUACCCCAUCGACUCAGAUGAUGUAGUCUAUGAACCCCGCAGCUCGCGACUUUUAGUCCGAGGCCUUGGGGAAAACGACCUGGACGAAGACGAGGAAGACUACGAAUCCUCCGCCCGUCUUCUUGGCAUGUCCUUCAUGAACCGUAGUUCCAACCAGCGCAGCGCUGCCUCAUCCUACACCCGCCACCAGCCUUCUGGAUUGUGCUCGAUGCCUUCAGCUAAGACUACGGUGGUAGGUGUUCUCCUCCUGGUUGUGGUGGUCUCCGUAUUCAUGGUCAUUUACUUCGUUCCAGGCUGCACUUUCACCAGAAAGGGGUGCCAAAAGACAAAUUCAACCAUGGAGAAAAUCUAUCCAAUUUCUACAAGUGAUGAACUUUUCCCAUGGACAGAGUUGAGGUUACCAUCCAGUGUGCAUCCAGUGCAUUACAAUAUUUCACUCCAUCCCGACCUGAAGAAUAUGACCUUUCAAGGCAGUGUGUCAAUCAAAGUGGAAGUGUUAAAUGAAACAAAGAUUAUUGUCCUGCACAGUUCUGAUAUGAACAUAACCAAGGCCACUUUCCAAGAUAAAGUGGUCCACUUCCUGGAGUACAAACCUUGGCAGCAGAUCGCCAUCAAAUUUCCAGAAGAUCUUAAGAAGGGGCUAUAUGUUUUGAACAUUGACUACACAGCAAACUUCUCCAACAGCUAUGAUGGCUUCUACAACAGCUCCUAUGUCGACACAAAUGGUACAAAAAGAGUUUUGGCCGCUACUCAGUUUGAGCCCUUGGCAGCCCGCAAGGCUUUCCCUUGUUUUGACGAGCCAGCUUUUAAAUCAACUUUUCUAAUUAAGAUUACCAGAGAAUCCAAGUAUAUCAGUCUUUCAAACAUGCCAAAGGUCAAAACCACGGAUUUUAAAAAUGGCCUUCUAGAAGACGAGUUUAAGGAAAGUGAUACAAUGAGCACUUACCUGGUUGCAUUUAUUGUGGCUGAAUUUAGUAGUUACAGCACGAAUGUCUCUAAUACUACGGUGUCUGUGUAUGCCGUUCCAGACAAAAAGGAACAAGUGCAUUAUGCUCUGGACGCCGCUGCAAAACUGUUGGAGUUCUACAAUAAUUUCUUUGAGAUUGACUACCCAUUAAGCAAGUUAGAUUUAGUGGCCAUUCCUGACUUCCUCGCUGGAGCCAUGGAGAACUGGGGACUAAUCACAUUCCGUGAGACAACUUUGCUAGUAGGGAAUAAUUCCUCCCCUCUAGACAAGCAACUGGUGACUUCUGUCAUUGCUCAUGAACUUGCCCACCAGUGGUUUGGAAAUCUGGUGACUAUGAGAUGGUGGAAUGAUCUUUGGCUGAAUGAAGGAUUUGCAACCUACAUGCAGUACAUGUCGAUUAAAAAUGUGUUCCCAGACCUUGACAUAGGCACUGAAUUCUUAAAUGUUCGAUUUAAAGCACUAGCCAAAGAUGCAUUGAACUCGUCCCACCCAGUGUCUACUGUCGUGAGCACCCCAGAGCAGGUUGAAGAGAUGUUUGACUCUGUGUCUUAUGAGAAGGGUGCUUCAAUACUGCUGAUGCUCAAUGCAACCCUCACAAAUGGGGAGUUUCGAAAAGGAGUGAUUGAGUACUUACUAAAGUAUAACCGAUCAAACACAGAAAGUAAAGAUUUAUGGAACAGUCUUUCUCAGGUGAGCAAACAAAAUUUAAGUGUAUCUGAGAUGAUGAACACUUGGACUGUUCAUAAGGGCUUUCCUCUGGUCACAGUGAAGAGGAAUGGCACUCAAGUGACAUUGUCGCAAGAACAUUUCCUUCUGAAUGCUGAAAACAGCACAGACUACAGCACCUUGUGGCAUGUUCCCCUGACAUACGUGAACGACAGCUGUAGUGUUCUCAGCUCCUGCAAGCAAGUGUUUCAUCUCAAGGACAAAACAGCCAUAUUAAAGCUUCCAGGUGAGGUGAAGUGGUUGAAGUUCAACUUCAGGAGUGAUGGCUUCUACAUAGUGCAUUAUGAUAUGGAGGGAUGGAAGGCCUUGAUUGAUGCUUUGAAUGGGAACAUAAAUGUCCUCCCCUGUGAAGACAGAGCAGCUCUCAUCAAUAACAUCUUUGCUCUCUCCAGAUUGGGAAGGGUGUCCUUCAGGCAGGUCUUAAACCUAAUGGAUUACAUCAGAAACGAGAACGAGACGGCUCCUCUGAUUGAAGCUCUCUUCCAGCUUGAUCAGAUUUACAGAUUGCUGGACAAAAGAUCAGAAUUGAACUUGGUGUCUAGAAUGACGGGUUACAUCGACUCCCAUUUUGGAAGUUUGAUGGAGAGUCAGUCAUGGGAACUGGAAACUUCCGUGUCGAAGAUGACGCUUCGGUCCGCCCUGCUGGAGAUGGCAUGUUCCCUCAACAGACUCAACUGCACAACACAGGCCAAACAUCUGUUUGAUCAGUGGGUCCAUUCCAACAAGACUUCUCCGAUUCCCAGUGAUCUCAUGAGAACAGUCUUCAAAGUUGCUGCCCAAACAGAUGACGGAUGGGAUGUGCUUCUAAACACAUAUAAACACUCCAUCUAUGACGCAGAGAAGCACAAGACACUGGAAGGUUUGGCCAGCACUCAGGAUGUACGGAAAAUCCUUUGGAUUCUGAAGAAAAGUCUUGAUGGAAGUGAGAUUCAAACUCAAGACUUUCCUCUGGUGAUCCACACGAUUUGCAGGAACUUUGCUGGCUACCUCUACGCAUGGGAUUUUGUGAAGGAGAACUGGGAAAAAAUCACUCAAAAGUUUCCUCUGGGAUCUUUCCCCAUUCAGAGCAUCAUCAUGUCCGCAACCAGUCAAUUUUCCACAAAAACUCAUCUCAUGGAGGCCCAGAACUUCUUCAGUUCUCUUGGGGCGAAAGGUUCUCAGAUGAGGAUCGUGCAGGAGGCCACUGAGACCAUUAAGCAGAACAUGCGAUGGAUGGAGAAUAACUUGAACACGCUCCAGCACUGGUUGUAGUGUGAGGAGGAGACUGCUCCUCUCUUGUGCCUCUCACUUCCUCAGGUGAUGUCACCGGGCACAUGCAGGUGUGAGUGAUAUAACCGAUAUUACAGCCAGAGCCAUACAUGUACAAACGUUAGGUCAAACUCAAGACAGAAGAGCAGAUUUACUGGGAUGUAAAGGGCCGUUUAAAAACAUCUCUUUUCAGGGCGUCUUAUUUUCCACUGAACUGUGACCCUAGCCAGAAGCUUACUAGAUAUCUGCCUGAAAACAUUUAGCCUUUAAUACUAGCUAUGUAAAUGAACAAGUCUGGAUAUUAAGCGUAAAGCAGAUGUAUUUUCUUUCUUCCUUUAAGUUCUGAGUGAAAUGAAAGCGUAAAGUCAGCGGCAUAUGAUUUCCUGUGUCAUAACUUUAGUAAUGCUGCUUGGAAAAGGUUGGCGUGUUUUCUUUUUGUGGUUCGUUUUUCGAGGGCCCCAACUCGGUAUAUGUAUGGCUCUGGCCUCGAGCACUAUUUGCACUAUACACAAAUUCACCUCGCUCAGGGCAAAUCUGGUUGUUGUUUAAAUAUCAUGAUGCAUUUAAUCCCUUUUACUUAAUGUCGGUGGCUACAGACCAAAACCUCCCAUCAGUAUCUCUUAAAUAUGCCCUUAUCACGCAAUGCCAAAAACAAUAGUUGCCUAGUGAAAUACUGAAAUCAUGUGACAAGAGAUGUGUCACAACAAGCCCCUUUCUUCUAAGUAUAUAAGUUUUAUUUAUGUAUGUGCCGCUGAUGUUUUUAAUCAUUUGCAAAGUCUGCAAUGCUUGUUAUCCAGCACUGUGUAAAUGUUAUUGCCUGACAAAUGUUCCAACUUUCAUCCUUUGCACAAGAUUUAUUUUAAAGUUUAAUUUUAGAGUUGAGUGUGUAUAUUAUGUAUUGUUUGUGCAGGCUUGCCUAUAGGUAAAAGAGAGUUUGUUUGUCAUUGGAAAGAUUAAGUUAGCAUUUCUAAAACAUAAGUGUGGAUUUUAUUUUGGGUUUUGCCAUGAUGAAGCUGAAAUAUUUUAGUUUUGUUGUAAAAUAUAAAAGAGGCAAAGAAAAUGUAAACUCACACUCGUUUUACCCAUAUGAUUUGACUCAGAUAUAUAUAUAUAUAUAUUUGUUAGCAAGUUUGGUAAGUCUUUGUGUACAGAGCUUUAGUUAAGGGUAAUUUGCUAUUGUCAAAUUGCUACAAGACAAAAAAAGGCCUCUAAAGUCACAUCACUGAUGGAGAGUUGUUAGAUUUUUCACUCCUUGCUCAUCUUAACUGGUUGCUACUGAUUUUUUUUUUUUUUUACUCUUCAACGAUUUAAGGUUUUUGUGUGUGUUUCUUCACAUAUUUUCCUCGCCGAUUUUCUAGCUAUUCAGGAAUUGUUUUGGCAGAAUGUUUAAAAUGCGUUUAGUUUGUCAAAAAAUAUGGAGUCAAAACAAUAUCACAAUCUCGCACAAAUGCAUUUGUCAAGAUGCACAUUUAUGCAUUUAAUUUAUUACAUUUUGUAAACUCAUAAUACAGGCCACAAAUACACACACACAAUUUAGCUUUAUUUUAAUGAACAAAAUCUACUGGGAUAGUACCAUCAGAUGAUGAUGUGUGUGAAUAUUUGUGCAUUUUUAUGCAUGCAUUUCUAAUAUCGUUUUAGCUCCAUACAGAUUUUUAGUUCUUUCCAUGUGUGAGUGUGAAAAUCUGUGCUCACUGUGAGUAAAUUAAUACUUCCAGGUUUUUGUUUAUAGCUCAUAAAAUGUCAUAUAUGACUGGUACAUUGUAAUACAGCUGGUACAUUGUUAUUAUUUCGUUUGUAGUAGUUGUUUUGCCCUUGCUCAGCAGCUUUAUUCAUAUAUUUGUGAUAGAAGUGAAUGAUAGUCUUUAAAGGAAGGACAACGGCAGCAUUGUUACACUGUAAUGGACACUUCUAAUGUUAGUUUGGAGCGUUACAGUUAUCGAUGAAUGUAUUCAUGUUUGUUACUAUGGAUCGGUUUAAACACAAACAUUUUGAUUGUAAUUCCCAUGUAUCUGAAUUCAUCUGGAUUUAUAAUAUGGUCAAUUAAACACAAUGAAGUGUUGAAUCAGUUUUCUGAAAUUAUUUAGAUGUCACCGUUUCAGCUGUCAUAAUUUAGGAUUCAUAUAAACCUGGUGAAUCCUGUGAUGUCCCUCAUGAGGUGUUUUGUGUUAUUGGCUGCCAUUCACAAAAUAAGUAUCCAUGUAAUAUUUUUUUCCGUGUGUUUGUGUCAGGCUGCUUAAUAGAAAUGCUAUUUUGGCAAGAUUCCAGAUGUUAAACGGUUAAACUUGACAGUUUAAAGGAGAAAUAUGCUUGCUUGUGAAACAUUUGCUGUGUUAAAUGACUUGAAAACCUUCUAAUGCCUGAAGAAA